GUUGAGUUGAAUAUGGGAAAUGAGAUGGGAAACAAUAACACGUCUGAGUUUAGAGAGGAAGAAAAGGCAAAAUCUGAAGGUCCAGAAAAAUCAUUACCAGAAGGCGGGGCAAAUGAAGUCGAAGCGGAUGAAGUUGCAGGCUGCCUCCAAAAAGAGGCGAGGCCGAGUUCUGGUGAGGCAGAUAGAGAAAAUGGAGAUCAUGUCACAGAAAAAGAGGAAAAAAAUAAAGCAUGUAAUAUAGAAGAGUUUCAAAUGGUUCCUAAGAGAUUACCUGACCGAACUAAAGAGGAUAAUGAAGUCGACAUCAAGUGUAAAGAAUAUAAAGAAAUGGAGUUCGACUCGGAAGAGAAUAGAUCCAAUGGAAAUGAGCACGAGCAUGAAAAGCAGGCUUCAAAUCAGAAAGAGGAACAAGGGGAGAGAGGUUCCAAUUUGAACACAGCAGUACUUUCAUUAGGUGAGCCGGGACUUGAGAAGAUUACAGAUUUCAAAGGUAAUCAGCAUGAAUUGCUAGCCGAAUCAUUGAUAGAAGACAGCAACAAAUCCCCAGAAGAAUGCAAGGACGCUUUGGAAUUGAGCUUGAACCAUUCAGCAGAUUGUGCCAUGGCAGAUUCAGAAGAAAAUACCAAUAUGGAUCAAGUUAUUGAUACUGACCGAGAUACUGAUAGGGAAAAUGAUGGAGAGAAGAGAAAAGGUUCCAACUUCGACAUGAUAACAUAUGCAUCAAAAGAUCCAAAUUCUGAAAAUAGUCCAGAUCUUAAGUCUAUGCAGCAUGAGUCAUCUGAAACCAACGCUAAAUCAUUGACAGGAUCAAGUGAUGAUGGAGACACAGAUAUGGAGAAGAAAAAAGGUGAUCUAGUAGAGCCAAGGCCAUGCCAUGGAUAUACAAUACCAGCUGCCAAAAAUGUUGAUACUAAAGAUGAAGGAACUGCGAUCGAUUUGAUAUGUCAUAAUUCUUCAUGUUCACUAGCAGAAGAGAGUUUGGUGAUAGAAUCACCAAAGUCAUUCAUGCAAGUUCCUGAGGUUGAAGAAAGAUGCACGGUUUUGAAAGAAGAAUUCCAAUUAAGAGAAGAGCAUUUGGGAACUGAAACAGUCGUUCAAGACAAUAUUCCAACUCAAUCUAAGAUUUCAAAUGGGGUCCAAGGGGAAUUUAACACGAUUGGGUCACAUUCCGAGAACAGUGCAGAAAAAACUGAAGUUUUUCCUGAAUUUGUUGCCAAGUCCAAGAAUGAGAAGGAGGCUCCUGGAGAGGAUUGCGAGGAUUCAGAUGGAGAAUAUCUAGAAAUUUCUGAACAAGGUACGGAUAUUUCAAAUUUAUCUAUUGGAGAUUACAAGCAUAAGCAUGAGGAUAAGGGAGAGACGACGGAAGUUUCAACAAACAAUGGACAUGAAGGGGAAAGACGAGAACCAGAUCAUGAAAGCCUAUUUGAACCUGUUUUAGGGUUUCAACAUCAAAUCCAGCAAAAGGAAACUUCAAUCACAUUUCAAACUGCAGAAAGUACAGCUCAAUCAAUCUCAGCACCGAGACAAGAAACCUGUACAGUAACUGAAAAAUCCAAGUACAAUCCCUCGGAUUCCCCAAGUUAUAUCCAAACAGCUUCAGCAACACUCACAGAAACUAAACCAUCGACAAAUCCGAUGGACGAACAGAGUUUUACGGCACUUCCAUUCUCCACAUUCGGAGGAGAAGAUCAAGAAUCUCCAGGAAGAACAAGCAACGAAUCAACUUCCGAAAAUUCAAUUGGUCAUAUCGAGAUGCGUAAAUCGCCUAGCUUCAAUAUAGAUAUCCAAAGCGAAGGAAGGGAAGGAGAAACAGAGAAAACUCCAUUGCUAUACCAAAUUAAGACAAUCGAAGACUUACCAAAUCUGCAGGAGAUUAGCUUCCCAAAUCCAAUGGAGAAACGAGUUGUGAAGUUAGGAAGAAGCGAUUCAGAGAAUUCGAGACCUUCUUUCCCAGGGUUUGCGAAGGAAAGAGAAGAACCUGGUAUGGAAUUCAAAGCAAUCGAUCAAAACAACUUCGCCACCGAUAAUAAGGCAGCAAAAGACUUACCACCGCCAUCGCCGAUCCGUAAAGGGAAGCGCAGAACGAAAUCCCUAAUUUUUGGGACCUGCAUCUGCUGUGCUACAGCGAUCAAUUGAAGGAAUUUUGUCGAGAUCAUUAACAUCCGCAUUGGAGUUUCAGAGUGGUUUUCUUUCAAUAAUUUUUCUUUCUUUUUUUUUUUUUUUUUUUUUUUUUU
Benincasa hispida (wax gourd) is the source of this 2234-nucleotide messenger RNA. The record is from RefSeq and is a predicted model, not a curated record. NCBI's taxonomy places the organism in Eukaryota, Viridiplantae, Streptophyta, Magnoliopsida, Cucurbitales, Cucurbitaceae.